AAAGAGCGCGACAACAAUAGCAAUAGAGAGAGUGAGAGCGAGAGUGACAGAGGGAGUGAGGUAAAAAUCGUAUACUAACCCCUGGUGGUGGUGUCAUAUACGCAGGGGAAGUUCUUGAGGCGCAGAAACACGACGAAGUGACUAUGCUCUUCAGUGACAUAGUGGGUUUCACUUCUAUCUGCUCGACAGCCACGCCAUUAAUGGUCAUCAAUAUGCUACAGAACCUCUACACGCAGUUCGACGCCUUCUGUGGUCAGCUCGACGUGUACAAGGUAGAGACCAUCGGAGACGCUUACUGUGUUGCCGGUAACCUGCACCGUCGUAGUGCCUGGCACGCCCACCAGGUGGCCUGGAUGGCACUCAAAAUGAUGUGCUCCUGUACCAACCACACCACCCAUGACGGUCAGCGCAUACAGGAUGGCCUCAAGAGGAGGAUGGCGCAGCUGAAGGACUCCAUCGAGGAGACAAACAACGCUGUUGACAAGGAACGAGAGAAAAAUGUGUCUCUUCUCCACCUCAUCUUCCCACCGGACAUUGCCAAGAGACUCUGGCUAGGGGAAGUUCUUGAGGCGCAGAAACACGACGAAGUGACUAUGCUCUUCAGUGACAUAGUGGGUUUCACUUCUAUCUGCUCGACAGCCACGCCAUUAAUGGUCAUCAAUAUGCUACAGAACCUCUACAACGCAGUUGACGCCUUCUGUGGUCAGCUCGACGUGUUACAAGGAUCAACACAAGUAGAGACCAUCGGAGACGCUUACUGUGUUGCCGGUAACCUGCACCGUCGUAGUGCCUGGCACGCCCACCAGGUGGCCUGGAUGGCACUCAAAAUGAUGUGCUCCUGUACCAACCACACCACCCAUGACGGUCAGCGCAUACAGGAAACCAGGAUGGAGGGAACAGAUGCCAACACCGGUGGAUCAGCAGUUGGGUCCUGUGGUGCCGGAUACAGGUGCGGCCAAAAGGCAGCCAACGUGCAUUGGAGUGAGAAAUGGAUAAUAGCAGAGUGCGAGGAUGGACCAUGUGUUAUGUUACCAGUGGGCACGGGGCCUGAGCAGACCGUCGACUACGAGCAAUGA
Molecule: messenger RNA, 1076 nt
Organism: Cherax quadricarinatus
Lineage: Eukaryota; Metazoa; Arthropoda; Malacostraca; Decapoda; Parastacidae
Source: RefSeq, a predicted model, not a curated record